Molecule: messenger RNA, 801 nt
Organism: Williopsis jadinii
Lineage: Eukaryota; Fungi; Ascomycota; Saccharomycetes; Phaffomycetales; Wickerhamomycetaceae
Product: complex I 30 kDa subunit family protein
Exons: 2
Coding region: 1-801 (266 amino acids)
Molecular function (GO): NADH dehydrogenase (ubiquinone) activity
Source: RefSeq, a predicted model, not a curated record
AUGCUUCGCUUAGGUUUGAAACAAUCAGUUAGAGCGGCAAGCGUUCGCUACAACGCUGCACGCUCAUUUGCGUCCACCGCUGCCCGCUUGAUUGGUAGAGAAGGUGAGCUUCCAAACCCAAGAGAUUUGCCUCGCAAGGAGUAUGGUGAACUACACGAGCCAAUCGUCAACCCAGCAGACAAGUACAAAGAGACGUCCGAGUCCUUGCACAAGUUUGGACAGUACUUGAUCACGACUUUGCCAAAGUUCAUCCAGAAGUUCACUGUUUGGAAGGAUGACUUGACCAUCUACGUUUCGCCAACGGCCUUGCUCCCGGUGAUGGAUUUCUUGAAGAACCACACAACCACUCAGUUCAAAUCCAUCGUUGAUAUCACCGGUGUAGACUACCCAAGCCGUACAAACAGAUUCGACGUCGUUUACCACUUGCUGUCUGUUCGUUACAACUCUAGAAUCAGAGUCAAAACCUAUGCAUCUGAAGUUUCCCCAGUUCCAAGUAUUACCUCUUUGUAUGAAGGUGCCAACUGGUAUGAGAGGGAAACGUAUGACAUGUACGGAAUCUUCUUCGAGGGCCACCCAGAUUUGAGAAGAAUCUUGACGGAUUACGGUUUCACCGGCCACCCUCUCAGAAAGGACUUCCCAACCACCGGUUACGAUGAGGUUUACUGGGACGAGGAGAAGAAGAGAGUCGUCUACAAACCAUUGGAACUAACACAAGCUUUUAGAAACUUUUCAGUCGGCUCCAGUGUUUGGGAACAAGUUGGUGAUGAGGUAUUCCUAUAUUUGGUGUUCUCUACCAAGUGA